GUUCGACAUUUCACGACGAGAAACUUCGACAUUCAGCUUCUUCAAGGUCGGCAUCAACAUCGACAACAUCGCAACCAGUCACCAUGUCGUCCGCCAAAGUCAAGACCGGCCAGCUCUGGGGCAAGAGCAAAGAAGACCUCACCAAGCAGCUCGAUGAGCUGAAGACCGAGUUGGGCCAGCUCCGUGUCCAGAAGAUCGCUGGAGGUUCCUCUUCGAAGCUCACCAGAAUUCACGAUCUCCGCAAAUCCAUUGCAAAGGUCCUCACAGUCAUCAACGCCAACCAGCGCUCACAACUCCGCCUCUUCUACAAGAACAAGAAAUACCUCCCACUUGACCUCCGAGCAAAGAAGACCCGCGCCAUCCGACGACGACUUACCCCACACCAGGCCGCCCUCAAGACCGAGAAGCAGAAGAAGAAGGAGAUGCACUUCCCCCAGAGGAAAUAUGCCGUCAAGGCAUAAACGUUUCCUUAUUUCCCUCUGGUUCAAAGUUUCAAAAAGCGGCGCAUUCCCUCUUCGGUUGAGCUUGCUGCGUCUUUUAUGAAUAGCUGUGGAUGUAUCAAUAGAAGAUGCAAUGACGCGGCAAUUAUGAAAAAUGGAAAAAUAAUUCAUUGAACUUCAGCUCUUCCAACAAUUCCCUACCUUCGACGUACCACUCGGUUUUAAUAUUGCUGAGGAGAUGCACGCUUUUCAUACAUGGGCGAACUGGCUGCUCGGAUGUGGUUCAUAUUAGAUACCAAUGGGCUUUGAUAGGAUCAUCUACUAUU
This is a messenger RNA of Nannizzia gypsea CBS 118893, 766 nucleotides long. Its product is annotated as 60S ribosomal protein L35. The coding region runs from base 84 to 461 and encodes 125 amino acids. The record is from RefSeq and is a predicted model, not a curated record. Gene Ontology annotation, biological process: maturation of LSU-rRNA from tricistronic rRNA transcript (SSU-rRNA, 5.8S rRNA, LSU-rRNA); translation. The transcript is spliced from 4 exons. Gene Ontology annotation, cellular component: ribosome; cytosolic large ribosomal subunit. Gene Ontology annotation, molecular function: structural constituent of ribosome; mRNA binding. NCBI's taxonomy places the organism in Eukaryota, Fungi, Ascomycota, Eurotiomycetes, Onygenales, Arthrodermataceae.